AUGAGUUCAUCUCAACAAGAAAUUCUUUUCUUUGAUACGAUUGCUCACGAUGGAGAAAUCGAACAGGUUCUUCAAGUAGAUGAAAUAAAAUUUGAUCAACCGGUAUACGUUGAUGAAAUUCGUGUCUUACCAGCUGGCUAUAAUGUCACUGGUUUAGAAAAAGCAUCUACACGUGUUGGAGCAACGAAACCAAUGCCAUGUGAAUUAGAAUUUUUCGGAAAAAAUCUUAACGUGCGAUCAAACCGUGAUAGAGUGAGAUAUCGACGGCUUGGAAAAAAAGUUUUUCGUGAUGAAAAUGAUAUAGUUUACUAUCCAUCGCUUUCGAUUCCAAUGGAUUCGAUGAUUGUCAAAGGAAAAUAUGAUGUUUUAACAUUGGCUAUUGUCGGUGUUUUAGCUCGUCCGAAAUCUCCACCUGCUCGACAUGAUCCACCAAGCAAUAAUAAACAAAUUGUCGCUUUUUUACAAUCAGCUCAACCUCCUCAUCGUGCACACCCAAUGGACACGUUAUCAUUAGCUAUGGCUCCGUCGGCAAAUACAACUUCUACUACAUUUGUUGUUCAACAACAUCCACAUCCUCCAUCUGUUAUUGACAGUGUUUCUUCAUCAUCUGCAGCUCAUUCUGAUGGUGUUUGGGUUGCUCCGCCUGAACAACCAGCAAGACAACAGGCACAAGUAACAACUACUUUUUCACAUUUACAAUCACAAAGAACACCAACAAACUUUGUUGGACAACAACAACCACACGAACAUUUACAUGAUUAUAGUCAUCAAACAUCUCAACAAACUUAUCCUCCUAAUCGUAUUGAUGAUCAACAACAACAACAACAACAACAAUCAUCAUCAACUCGACCUCAACCUACAACAACUUUCAUUUCUCGAUCACAAAUACGUACUGGUUAUUCUCCAUCCGAUUAUUCACAUGGAGAUAAAUCAGCUGAUGAAAUGGAUGAAAAAUUUACACGAGUUUCAACAACAACAACAAUGCAAUAUCGUUCUAAUAUUCCAGAUCAUACAACUGAUGAUUCAAAUUCAAUUCAAAAUCCUAAUAGUGUUCCAAUAAUAGCAACAUCAUUUUCUCAUUUGUCAUAUCAAAAUCAACAUAUUAGUAGCAGUAAUAAAAAAGAUGAAGAUCAUCUAUUUCUUCAUCCAUCGUGUAUAGGUGAUAAUAAUCGACGCACACAAGAUACAUAUACUACAUUACCAAACAGUGGUAACAAUAAUCAACAACAAACUUCAAGUGAUGGUGAUGCAUAUAUGUCCGAUGAUAAUACAUCAGAAAGUGAAACAUCAAGUAUUCAUGGUCUAUUCUUUAAUGAAGAUGAACAGCAAGCAUUUAAACGUGAUGCAUUGUACAAUACUCGUGGUUCGACACGUUCUACUAUUCUCCAAACAUUUCAUUCACCUACAAAGACACCUUAUGAAAUUGAAUGUGAAAAAGCACAUCAUGACAAAUAUCGUCUGGCUAAUGAAGAACUUGUUCUUCUCUUUCGAAAAUUACUUUCACACGUGUCAAUUGAUCAUUGUGAUAUUAUAUUUCUCGAAUCAUUAGAAUCCAUAUGUACAAUGUUACCGAUUGCUUUAGCAUGUUUAGAUUCCAAUGAAGAAUUAGUAUUAGCUGUUCAACGUCUUAGUGAUUGGGCACUUAAAUUAAUUAAUGUUGAAUAUAUAAUGGAAAAACAAUUUACUGAAUUAAAAGAUACAUUACUUAAAAUUCGAAUAAUUAAAUGUGGUGUUCGAUUAUGUGGAUAUUUAAGUGUGCUUACAGAAGAUAUAUCCAAUGAUUGGACUAAAAGUGAUUAUCAAUCAAAAUUAUUAGAUUUAUAUGAUGAUGAAUAUAUUGCGCCAUCAGUAAAAUUACUUAUUAUUAAAACUCUUGAUCAAAGUUUAUUUUUUAAAUCGGGUUUACUUUGGUUUACUGGUCAACAUUCUGAUUUUCCAUCAACAAUUCGUGAAUCACCUUAUUUUCGUUUAAUACAAAAAUUACAUAUUGGAAAAGAAGUAAAACAAUUAAUAGCAUCGAUUAGUUGUCUAAUACGAAAACUUCAUCUUAAUGAAGAAUUUCAUUCAUUUCAAUCACAAAUAAAAAUUUUAUCAUCUGAUGAAUCUUCAUUAUCAAUAAACGAACGAAAAAUAUUUUUCGAUAAACUUCUUAUAUCUCUUUCAACUAUUCGUGAUGUUUUAAUUAAUUCAAUUGAUCUUAUAUCUCAAGAAAAAUCAUUUCGUAUAGCACCAUUUCAAUCAAUUCUACCUAUUAUGUUUUCGAAAAUCUCAAAUAAUGAAAAUCCUUGGCCAUCGAUUUUACGUAUGAUGAUGGAUAAUGAUUUUCUUAAAUCUUUAACUGUUCUUAUACAUUUCUGUGUAUUAAAUCAACGACAAGAUUUAUUUAAUAUAAUUGAAGAUAUUUUAAGAGAAUUUUUAAAUUCAUUUGAUGGUUUAAUUUAUCUUGCAAAUCAAAUAUCAACACCAAAUUUUUUAUUAAAAGCACUUUAUUUUGCUGAAACAAAAUUUGAUGGUAUUAAUAAUGAUCCAGUUGGUCCACAAUUAAUGUGUGCAUUUCAAACAUUAAGUUAUAUUGAUGAAUUAAAAUUAUUUAGUAUAAAAGAUGAUUUAGAAAUCGAUGAUAAUGAUCUUUUACAAGUACUUCAUUGUCUUCUAUCAUUAAUUUUAUUUCAUCAUUAUGUAAGAAAAUUAUCAAAUAAACGUCGAAUAAUUGUUCAAGUUAUUUCUAUGGAAUCAAAUUUUCUUCCUUUGUUACAUUUUAUUGAAUUAUCUGGUAAUGUUGAACAAAUAAAAAAUAGUAUUCAAACACGUUAUGUAGCACGAAUUAUUUAUGAAUUAUUUGCAACACCAGAUUCUGUUUUAUUAUUAGAACCGUAUGGUCUACGUUUACUUGAUCUUUGUGAAAAACAUUCAAAUCAACGAUUAAUUCGUCUACGAAAUUGGUUUUCACCAUUAUUAAAAAUAAAAUCUUUUGAUCAUACACAACAAACAGCUGAAAAUCUUAUAAAUGAAUUAAAAAAUCAAUUAAAUGAAUCAAAUAAUACUGGAGAAUUUUCACCAGGUUUGAUAACAAUAUUACGUAUAAUACAAUAUUUAUCUAUUCCAUCUGAAAAUCAAUUUAUUUUGGGAGCAAAAAUUGAAAUUAAAUAUGAUUAUAUGCUUUUAAAAUUACAUCAUUAUGGAAUUUAUUCAUUAUUAAUUAAUAUACUUGAAAAAUGUGCUGAUACAUUAUUACGUACAUGGCAAAUAGGUAUGCCAUUAAGUGGACCUGAUCGAAUUUUAAUAUAUGGAAUAGUUAUUUCAGCAUUAAUUAUUUUUAAAACACUUUUACAAAAAUUAACACUUGAUCGAAAAACUAAAUUUGUUGAUAUAACACCUGUUCAUGCAUUGUUUUCUAUUUAUACAGUAACACUUUGUGCAUCACCAUCAACUGAAUUAGCUGAUGUUGAUAUUAUUCGAACAAAUUUAAUUGAUUUAUUUCUUGCUUAUCCUUGGUCAAUUCAAUCUGAUAGUGAACAAGUCAAUGUUCAAAAUUGUGCUUGGACAUUAGUUCUUCGAGAAAUUCUUCGUUUAACAACACUUUUUCCAUAUUCAAUUACCAGUGGUUUAUGUCUUCUUACUGAACUUUUACCAAUACCAUUACCACAUACUGUUCGACAGGCAUUAACUGAAAAUGAAACAAAUGCAAUAAAAGAUGAUUUUCAUCGAUAUCAUACAGUUAUUCAUUAUAUAUGGACACAUGAUAGUAAUCAUUAUUUUCAAAAAUUAAUUCAACCAUUAUCUCAUACAUCAAAUUCAAUAAUGCAAGAAAUUCUUCGACGUUUAUGUAUGCAAUUAAUUGAUUUAGGUCCAAAAUUAGCUAAAAAUAUUAUGAAAAAAUUAAUGGAAGAACUUAUAUCUACUUGGAAAAAUGAUCAUAGUGAAACAGCUAAAUCCUCAAAACAAUCCAUAAGUGAUUCAGGUCGUUUAGUUGCAUUUAUUGCUUCACUUAUUGCUAUUCGAUCUGGAAAAUGUGCUUUAUUAUCACUUUUAAAUUCUUCUGAUGAAAGAUAUACAUUGAUUAUUAAAGAUAUGCUUGAAUAUCUUCAUACACGUGCUGAAUCGAAUGAAACAUGUCUUUGUCAAGAGGCUACAAUGUCAAUAAUUCAAACAUUAUGUGAUGCAAAUUUAUGUCUUUCAUCAUCAAAAUCUUCAGAUAAUUCAUUACAAAUUCUUGCUAAUACAUUACCAAAUCAAGAACUAUUAUCAUCUAUAUUAAUAAAUAUUCUUCGUUUACUUUCAUCAACUAAACAACAACAAACAUGGACACAAACAACAAUGGCACUUCGAACAAUGAUAUCACUUGCUGAACAUGAUUUUGGUUUACAAAUGAUUCGAAUAGCUUUAAUGCAAAAUAAAGAAGUACUUUGUACAUUAAUUGCUGAAUUUGAUCUUCGAUUUGAUAAAGAACAACCCGAUUAUCUUGAAGCUGUAUCUGCUUUAAUGAUAUUUUUACAAAGAAUUAUGACCAUUGAAAAUAUACCUGAUUCAGUUUUUAUUCGAACUCAACGUUUAUCAUUAUCUUUCUUUCGUGAAUUACUUGGUGUUGCACCAAAUAACGAAAGUCAAUUAGAAAAAUUUAUUGAUUUAAUUAAUGCUGUUGUUAAUGAUGAUUCAUCUGGUACACAUGAAAAUGAAAAUAAACAACAAACAAAUGGUGGAAAUUUAGAUAGUUUAGAACAAAAUGAAGAAGAUCAACAAUGUGUUCAAACAUUGCAAAAAAUUUAUGAACGUGCUAAUAGUAUUAUACAAGCACUUAAAACAAAUCAAAACGAACAAGAAACUUUAUCAACGAAUGAAAUAACUCUACCAAAAUCUGAAUCAAUUGAUAUUCAAUUUCAAAAUCGUCUUAUAUAUACAAUUGUUAAUGAUUAUACUGAUGAUCAACGAAGUUCUGAAAUUUAUUGGCUUGGAAUUCCAACACCAUCAUUACUUGAUGAUGUUGAUUAUGGACAAGAUGAUACAACAACAAAUCCAGAUGAAACAAAUGAAAAAGUUAAAUGCGAUCUUGAAGAUUUUAUUGGUAAAUAUUGUGGAACAUUUAAUUUCUUUGAUGAAUAUAAAAAAGAAAUUAUUGAUAAAAUAACAAAAAAACGAAAAUCUUCACCAAAAAAACGAACAGUUACAGUUGAACCAACAUCUAAUGUAGAUACAUCUAUAAUAACAACAAGUGUAUCAAAAAGUCGUACACCAUGGAGUGCACCAAUGCGUGGAAAUAAUCGUCGAAAUGUUCGAAUUCCUAGUGUUAAUACAAAUACGACAACAAAUGGUGUUCAACGACGUAUAGAUCAUUUUCGUAAUCGUCCAUUAAAUACAAGUCGACCACCAUCAAUGCAUGUUGAUGAAUUCGAAAAACAAUUUAAUGAUAAUUCUAAUGGAAAUAAUACAACAAAUUCAUCAUCAACUAAUAAUAAUAAUAAUAAUAUGAAUGAUAAUAAUAAUGGAGGAAAUAAUGGAAAUGAAAAUGAUUUACUUUCAACAAUGCCAUCAUCGAAUGAUGGAGGAUCUGAUCGAGAUCGUUGGUCUCGUCGUGGUAGUUCACUAAAUUUUCGACCUAGUUCAUUAUCUAGUCAUCGUUAUCCAUUCUCAUUAAAUAAUAUUGGUUAUCCAGGUGGAGGUUUUAGCCUUCGUGAUCGUUUACCAUACGGUUAUCCAUCAUCACGUUAUAAUACAUUUGAAAUGGAUUUUCCUCCACCAUAUUUUGCGGGUGAUGAAUUUUCUGAUGAUCGUGGUUAUGAUUAUUAUCCAAUGAAUAUGCCUUUUGAACCUUUUCGACAUCGAAGUCAUUUCGGACGUUAUGAUCCAAGUGGAUUUCAUUAA
Molecule: messenger RNA, 5859 nt
Organism: Rotaria sp. Silwood1
Lineage: Eukaryota; Metazoa; Rotifera; Eurotatoria; Philodinida; Philodinidae
Source: the annotation of a GenBank genome assembly